Molecule: messenger RNA, 6120 nt
Organism: Plasmodium vivax (malaria parasite P. vivax)
Lineage: Eukaryota; Apicomplexa; Aconoidasida; Haemosporida; Plasmodiidae
Exons: 1
Coding region: 1-6120 (2039 amino acids)
Source: RefSeq, a predicted model, not a curated record
AUGAAAAACGCAAAUGGAAAUAUACGUUCCCUUGCGUGCAACGAGAAUGUAGAAGAAAAAAAAAAAAAAUGGCUAAGCACAAUUAAGGAAGACGAUUCGAUCCAUUUCAAAAAAGGGGUAGACAGCAAAAGCUUGAAAAAUGCAGCUCUGUCAUUUUUUAAAGAAAAAAAUAUCUACAAUGAGGAAAAUGUGGCCAUUUUAAAUGCCUUCUGUAAAGAAAAACUAGACGACCAUCUGGUAAAUGAGGAAAUUGUCGAAUUUCUGCAGAAGGCGUUUUUCCUGUAUGAAUAUUUUAUUAAGGAAAAAAAGAAUAGCAAAAUUGGCAAAAAGGAAUUCAUUGAAAAUGUAUGCGAUUGCUGCAGAAGAAUAUUUUUAAAAAAUAUUAUAAAAUAUGAAAAGGAAAUUUUAGAUUUUUUGCUGAAAAAUUUAAUCAACUUUAUUAACCAGCGUUCCUUCUUCGGCAUAUACCAGUCGCUAUACAACAUAUCGCAGUAUCAAAAUAAAAACUUCAGAAGGGCGAGCGAGUAUGCAGACGGGAAGUUCCAGUUGCUGCUUAACGUUGUGUGCAGGGAGGUAAGCGGGGGGAGUCUGCUCGUUAAUGAUAACAGGUUCAAUUUGGAUGCUCUGUUUCUGCCCGACGAGAAUGACGAGAAGGAGAUGAGGGAGUACCUUGCCGGAAUGGCGACGAGUGCACAGAGAGGGAGCGGGGCGAAGGGAAGCGGCAAGGAGGGAGAAGCUUCCGCGAAGGGAGAGGCAGCCGCGAAGGGGGGUGCGAAGCAGAGAAAAAAGGGCGCGCUGUUAAGAAGCAUAGACGGCGGGGGCCAGGCGGGAGAGACGGGAGAGGCGGGGGCACCAGGAUCGACCGCCGACAUGGAGUGCCUGGACAAAGAACUGAGUUGCUUCCACCUGUUCGUGUAUUUCCAGGCCUGUUUCGAAAACAUCAAUUUUUAUUUAAUAGAAAAAUUUAUCGAAAAUUACUACAUUAGCCAGGGCAAGGAGAACAUCUACAAGGAGCUAUUCCUCUUUUUGUUUUUAAUUUACAAAGAGAAGAUGCACAGCGUGGUGGAUGGCAUUUUGACCAACACGAUAAAUUAUUUAACCAAAGCAAAUGAUACAGAAGUGAGGAAAAAAAAAAAACUAUUAAAUGAGGAGGUGGAGGUGGUAGCCCAAAAAAUACACCUCACAGAUUAUCUGUUCUAUUUCGAAUUGCUUAUAAGUAUUAUCACCUUCAAAAAUUUUCAGUAUGAAAAUAAUUACGAAUACUACAUACAUAUGCUGAAGCUACUUUACGAAAAUGAUGAGUUGCAGGAAAUAUUCACAUCGUCUCUGUUUUUCGUUUUUAUUAGUGCCGAAGAUGGCGCUGUUAGAAAUAUGCUGCUAGCCAAUUUUUCAAAAUACCAUUCGAGAAAGCAUCCACUUUUGUCGAAAUUUUUUAUUCACCUAAAGAAUGUAUUUCGUUUUAUAUACGACCUGGACAGUGACCACUUAGUGUACAAUCACGCUACGUUUAGCGGUGCUCCUAUUGCCCCUUUUUUGCUCCACCCAGAAAGUGGGGAAAAAAAACAAGGAAAUUACAACAGUGGUUUGAAAGUGAAACAGGAGUACCUCCCCUUUGUGGCAAAUAAUAUACACAUAGACAAAUAUACGUGUGCAUUUUUUAAAGAAGCUUACUACAUCGUUAGCAGAAUCAACACGGAGUGCUUCUGCCAAGUGACAAAUUUAUUUUUACACAUUUAUGACCACAUCUUCAACAAGCUAAUAAACAUCAUUUAUGAAAAUGAAAUGAAUUUGAAUGACGAAUUUUUCCAAAUCUGCAAAAAUAUCCUCAGACCCUUUUUAUUUAUCUACGUUGAAUUGUUUGACAAUAUUUUGGAAAAAUUUAAAGAAAGAAUAUUUAAUGAACGCUUGAUGCUCUCCUUUGCUUUUAUUAAAAAAUAUCUUUUUAAAAGUCUCUAUGAGAAGGCCUUCCAGCAGAAGGAUCUCUUCUACGUCAUUUAUCAGUUUUAUUUUUUGCUCUACGCUCUCAAAUACAACUUUCGAAAUUUUCUAACUGCCUUCGUUAUGACCAAGCGGAAGGUGACGCACCAGCUGGAAUUAUUCCUCAAGCUUAAGCUUCAGAAUUGUACAAGUGUGAUCGGCAAACCGGUGCAUAGCGAUGGAGGGGGAAACGCUUUAGAAGACGCGCCGCAGGAAGAUGGCGAGCACAGCAGCGGUAGUAGUGAUGGGGACAGCGCGCAAGGGACGAAUAGGAAGAACCGCGACGGGGGUACCACAAAGGAGAAGCGUAAUAACCAAAAAAAAAGACACCCAUCAGGGGACCACCCAGAAAGUGAACAAUCCGGAAAGGACUCGGUAGAAAACCCAAAUGAGGAUUCGCUCCAAAUCGUGGAGCACAACCUGGAAAAACCGCAAAGCAAUCAGGAGAGGGAAAAAAACAACAUAAUAAAUUUCUUUCAGAAGAAUUAUUGGACACUGAAAUAUUUCGAGGCGAACACGGAGAAGAAGCUGGAUGAGUUUUGCUCCCCUGAUUUUAGCGUACCUUUGGUUAUGAAGGAGACGCCCAAGUUGAAGAAGCACAGCGUUGGCAGCAACCAGAGCGAUAAGAGGGCGAAGAGCGUUUGCGGCAGCCAGAGCGAUAAGAGAGGGAAGGGCGCUGGCGACGGGGGAAGCGCAGACGGGAAAGACGGGACCACCAGGGGGUACGACUCCACAAGGGAGCAAGACCAAAAAGGGAGAUUCGUGAAAAAGCUACACUCCUUCUUCGGAAGAAAAAAAGAAGUGGAUAAACUGAUCAAUGAGCUGUUUCUAAACAAUAAGGACAACGUGUAUAGCAAAAUUUUAAAAACCAAUUUGGCCAUAAUAAAAAAGCUGGGUAACAUCCGCAUGGAUGUGCUGUAUCCCAUUUUUAACGCCAGCCUGGUGUUCCUAUUUGACGACUUUUAUUUUUUCAUCAUACAGAAUAUAAAGCUAGUCAUUGAGGGAAAGGAGAAAAAACUAUCCAAUCAUAAAAUCUUCCUAAAUAUGUCCUUCAUUUUGCUGCACACCUUCGCCAAGGAUGUGAAGGUGGAGAAGUACCUCGUGUCCAUUUUUUACAUUUUAAGAUUAUCUCUAAAUAAGUUGAAGAAAAUUAAAAUAGUGGAGCAGCAAAAAAUACAGGGGAGUAACUCCAACGAAGUGUAUAAUAAAAAUACGAAGAAAUUUGAAGACAAUAUAAAAUAUUACAACCUUAGGAAGGAUAAGGAUGUGGUAAAGGCGAACACAUCAGGGGUGGAGGAAGAAAUUGAGAACGCGGAGGACUUGCAAUUCUCUGCUGAUGAAAGGGCCACUUCCACCCUGCGCAAAAUUGAAGAAAAGGUAAAACUCUAUCAGAACAUUUUUUAUAUUUUUUUAAAAUUGCUUCAAAACAUUUUGAAGGAGAACAAUUUGUACUACAAUUUUAAAUUCAUCAUUUAUGACAUUUUAUUUUGCGAGUUUUCCAACAAGGGAAUCGUCUUCUCGUGCAUGAAGUGCAUUUUGGACAGGGCCAAGCUGCAGGAGGUGUGCGCCUACAGUUUGGCGGUGCUCCGCGCGGGGGGCGCAGAUGAGGCGGAUGGCGCAGCGGAUGACGCGGCGGAUAAGGUGGCGGAUAAGGUGGCGGAUAAGGUGGCGGAUAACCUGACGGACAACCUGACUGACAACCUGACUGACGCGGCGGCUCGGCCAAACCUCAGCCACCUGUCGCGCAUCGCCCCCGAGGGGAAAUCCUUCCGGGUGAACUUCUUCGAACCCAGCCGCGCGAGCAACCCAAAGGUGUCCUCGCUCCACAUCAAUGUGAUAAUACUGUAUUUUAUCUUUACCCAGAAGAACAAGAACAACGAAAAGAGCAAACUGUACGACGGCUGCCUAAAAAUGAGCGUGGACGACUACUACAGCGUUGCCAACAAGCUGCUCCACAUUUUAUACACCAGGGAGGAGCAAAAUGCCUACUACGAGAGGUACCUGAAAUACCUGUGCCUGAAAAUUUUAAAAAAAAUUUACUGCCUCUUUUCGAUUAAAGAGGCGGACAUGUACCUAACGCACAUAAAAGGGAACAGCACAGAGGAAACAAUUUUUGAAGAUAAAAAACUGAAAAAUGUAAACCGUUAUAAGGAGGAGCUCAUUGGUUUAUUUAAGCUAUUAUCAAAUUAUGAAAUUAAAAAUUAUUUUGAAAAAAAAAAUGGACAUAAAACAUCAGAGGCGCACAAAUUUUUCUUUUUAAAAAAUCUAACCAGUAACGAUCACGUGUUGAAGAGUGACAAUCUGUGCUUCCUCAUCAGCUGCCUACUUUUUCUCUUCAACCUGAAAUACGAUAAGACGACUUUCUACAAAAUUGUGUACAUCAUUUUGGUAGAAAAGAAUGAAAACAAAAAUUAUAUUUUAAAAAAAGUCAUCUCAUCUGUUAAGAAAUUCAUCAAAAUGGCAGAUACGUACAAUUGCGUGCAUAGGGAAAAUAAAAAAAAAAAAAUAAGACUACCAGUCGAUAUAACAAACCAUUCUGUGCUCUUGUAUACCGUCCGAACGAGCAUUAUUCUGCUGCUUCUAAUGGACAGUAACAGUGUUAACAAGCCAGCAAUGGUCCAAGAGAAUUAUAUCACCUACCCAAACUUUCGAAGCUACUAUAUAAAAAAAAAAAACAUUAAAAAUUACUACACUCAGUUAAACUUUUUACUCUUUAGAAUCUUCUACAGUGAAAAAAUUUUGCCAUAUUUCUUCAAAAUAUUUUUUAGCACCCUAUACGUUAUAUCUUUUAGAAAGGUGAACCAAAAUAAUUUUUACUUUUUCGAGAAAAUGUUCAAUCUGAAGGAUGCUAUGGAAGUUAGUCCGACGGGGGGUGAGCCAAAACAAGGAGACCCCGCAGCUACGGGGGAGAACCUGCUCAAUGGAAGCGAAGACAAAUCUGUGAAGCUGCUGGAUGAGAGUAGCAUUCAACUGAGUGAAAAGUCGAAGGGGCUAUCGUCUAGCCAGACAAACGGAGAAAAUGAGCACGUAGCCAAAAAAGACAAGAAGGUGGGGAAAAAACACAUGGGAGGGGAACAAAAUAGGGGCAGUAGGGUAAAACCAACGAGGCGCAGUGCAGGGGUGAAGAGAAAACUCCUGAAGGGGGAGAAAAAUUCGGACGAAGUUUCGGAGGAAGGCUCGGGGGAAGGGUCAGGGGAAGACUGGGAGAAAGACUCGGGGGGAGACUCCGCGGACGACUCGGAGGAAGACCCACAGGGGAGAAGCACCGCUUCCGAAGAAAUGAAGAAAAAUUACCGGGUAAUUUUGCGAAGCCGUAAUGGAAAAACGACCAUGCUGAGGAAUAAGCAGGACGAAAAAACAAACCACGUGGGUAACACGUCAGAUAAAAAGUACAUCAAAAUUGAAGACAGCACGAGUAGCAACUCAACGUCCGACUCAGAUGUAUCGUUCAAAAUAGAAACAAAGAAGAAGAACACUCGAAAAAAUUUGGACACAAAUAAUACUGCUCCCAGUGGGAAAAGAAGGAAGGUGCCCUCCAACAGCUCGGAAAAUGCAACAACUGAGGGGAAGAAACGCACACAGAAAGGGACUUCCCCGCAGGAGAAGGUGCAAAAACGGUCAUUUAGCAAGCGGGAAGAGGUUAAAGCGGAUGUAUUAGACACAACAGAUGCAUUGAACGUGGUGGAAGUACACUGCGAGGGAGAUACAGGAGGAAGUCCAAAAGCGGGCGCAUCAACCGGUGCUGCAACAGGGGGGGGAAGCGACUCCACGGAAAAUUUUCUAUUCAACGGAGCGCUGUCCUUAAAAAUUCUAAACCAUUUCAUAUUUCUCUGCAAAGGAUUCCAUGAGGACUUGGAGAUAAAAAUAUACAACGGGGUAGUAGCAUGUUUGAAGGAAAACGAAAACGACAAGGAAAAAUUGAAAAAUAUUUUAAGUCUUCAAUUCAGUGAGGACGAAAAAAGCUCCACAAAGUAUAAGAAGAAAUUACAGCUGCUGAGAGUUAUUCAAACGAAAAUUAUCUUCCUCAGUUAUAUAAAAGAUAAUUUAAAAAAAAGGAAAUCGCUCAUAUCCCGAAUGAGUGAAUUAAACUUAAAUAUUUUUAAAAACAAACCCAUGUUUAGCAUUGAGUUGGAUUUCGUCUGA